Messenger RNA from Gastrolobium bilobum, 1140 nucleotides. RefSeq lists its product as uncharacterized. Gene Ontology annotation, biological process: CAAX-box protein processing. The record is from RefSeq and is a predicted model, not a curated record. Gene Ontology annotation, molecular function: metalloendopeptidase activity. Lineage: Eukaryota; Viridiplantae; Streptophyta; Magnoliopsida; Fabales; Fabaceae. Gene Ontology annotation, cellular component: membrane. The transcript is spliced from 7 exons. Bases 2 to 853 code for a protein of 283 amino acids.
UAUGGCUACGCUUUCGCUCACUCUCAAAGGCUUGUGUUGUUGGAGAACCGUGGAAUAUGCUCCCACCAGAGAUUCCUCUACCUUCACUAAUCUCAGUCACAGGAGUAGAUAUAGAACAUGUUCCUUUGCCAAGAAGUCGUUGAAGAAAUCCAAAAGAGAUGGACCAGAGGCAUUGGGAGAUCUCUCAGAGGACAGAAUUUUUCAAAAUGACAAAUUGGACACUUCUCUUAAUCCAGCAGCCCAGAAUUCUAACCCUGUACCUUCCAGGAGUGCUGUGCUUCAGGCUUGCAUAAUAACUUCUGGUCUCAUAGCUGCUUUGGGAAUAGUGAUUCGGCAGAUAUCUCAUGUUGCUUCAACGGAAGGAUUGCCAGUCUUGGACUGCUCUACAGAAGUAUCAUUUGGUUUUGAAAUUUGGCAUCUUGAGUUGAUUACAGGACUUGUAGUAUUAAUAUCAUCAUGUCGCUAUUUGCUUUUGAAGACAUGGACAGAUUUUGCUGACUCUAGCGAAGCCGCUAAUCAGCAGGUCCUUAGCUCACUCCAGCCUUUGGAUUAUAUUGUCGUCGCAUUUUUGCCUGGGAUUAGUGAGGAACUACUUUUCCGUGGUGCAAUUCUGCCACUUUUGGGAAUGAACUGGGAGAGUAUUGGGGUGGCUGCCUUGAUCUUUGGUGUUUUGCACCUUGGCAAUGGUCGAAAGUAUUCCUUUGCCAUCUGGGCAACCUUCGUUGGUCUUGCUUAUGGAUAUGCUACAAUUUUAUCCUCUAGCGUUGCAGUUCCCAUGGCUUCUCAUGCAGUGAAUAACUUGAUUGGAGGGCUUUUAUGGCGCUACACAUCAAAUACAUCAAAGCAGAAAUGAAUUGAGUAAUUGCCAUCUUUACAGAUAUAGUCAAUCCCCUCCCUCCGAAACAAAAAAAAUCUUGAUUGAUGGCCAAAUGCCUGGUGUUAUGUUAUGUGCAUAAGAAUUUAAGAUACAGAGACCAGUCCAAAGAGGAUUGUUUGCAAAUGUAGCAACUAUUGGCAGCACUGCUCUCUCUUCCAUUUUUUAAGGAAAAAUUAAAGUUUGUAUAUUAGUUAUAUGGAAAACUAUGUCAUGUAAUUAUUUACUAUAAAUAGUUAACUGCAAUUUGCAAUGGAAAUGGGGUC